AUGUCACACUAUACCAAACCGAAACCUCGUCGUACGCCCAUCCUAGGCGGCCCAUCAUCCUCUGCGACCAAUCAGAUACACCCUAGCACCUCUUCCUCAAACAACCAGCAUCGAGCCAAUGGCUUGGCAUCCUCGUUGACGGAAGAUCAAAGAGGAGAGAUCAAAGAGGCCUUUGAAUUAUUUGACGUAGAUAAAGAUGGGGCAAUAGAUUAUCACGAAUUGAAAGUAUCAAUGAGGGCUUUAGGGUUCGAUAUGAAGAAAUCAGAGGUGAUGAAGCUGUUGAAGGAUCAUGGAGGGGAAGAUGGAUUGAUGGAUUUCCAGGCUUUUGAGAGGAUAAUGACGGAGAAAAUCCUCUCGCGUAAUCCCGAGACAGAACUUCGAAGGGCGUUCGAACUUUUCGAUGACGAUAGGACAGGUAGGAUAAGUUUGAAGAAUUUGAAGAGGGUAGCUAGGGAAUUGGGUGAGAAUCUAGGUGAAGAGGAAUUACAAGCGAUGAUUGACGAAUUCGACCUAGAUCAGGAUGGAGAGAUCAACCUGGAUGAAUUUCUAGCUAUAAUGUUGGAUGGGGAGUAG
Kwoniella botswanensis is the source of this 573-nucleotide messenger RNA. RefSeq lists its product as uncharacterized. Lineage: Eukaryota; Fungi; Basidiomycota; Tremellomycetes; Tremellales; Cryptococcaceae. Gene Ontology annotation, cellular component: half bridge of spindle pole body; mitotic spindle pole body. Bases 1 to 573 code for a protein of 190 amino acids. The record is from RefSeq and is a predicted model, not a curated record. Gene Ontology annotation, molecular function: microtubule binding; calcium ion binding. The transcript is spliced from 3 exons. Gene Ontology annotation, biological process: spindle pole body duplication.